Carcharodon carcharias (great white shark) is the source of this 2227-nucleotide messenger RNA. Its product is annotated as THAP domain-containing protein 7-like. Gene Ontology annotation, biological process: regulation of DNA-templated transcription. The record is from RefSeq and is a predicted model, not a curated record. Gene Ontology annotation, cellular component: nucleus. The coding region runs from base 67 to 828 and encodes 253 amino acids. The transcript is spliced from 2 exons. NCBI's taxonomy places the organism in Eukaryota, Metazoa, Chordata, Chondrichthyes, Lamniformes, Lamnidae.
AGCGGUUAUCACCGUUUGCGAGACGACGCUGUUCCCACAAUAUUCCAGCCAUGUCCUCAGGGAAAGAUGGCACUGAGUGGUACAAACAGGGAAAAGACGAUGGGAAUUGUAUGCGCCAGCGAAUGCCUCAGUGAUGGCGGUUCUUUACCUGCUGCUGCUCUCAGGAACCCUGACACUAGUUCAGAGACGGGCUUCAGCAUAUCUCAAGAUGGUUCCGCCUUUGUUCUGGGUUAUUCUGAUCCUCAAGAGAAAGUGACUGAAAGUGUAUGCUUGUACGAAACAUCAUCGCCUGAUGUGCUGCUCUCCACAAACCAGGCGGGGCUAGAGACCACACCGCCAGCUGUCAUUUACCUCAUCGAAGUGAAUUCACAGUCUGUGGAGAUCGAGGGAGCUGGUAAUACAGAGAAAGCUUCCAAGGACAUCUCAUCGCCUCAACCUGUCUCCCUGACUGAGCAGUCAGCUGACUGUCAGGUGGAGCUGGAUAAUGACAGGGGCCCUGUUCCCAUUGCUUUGUACAUGGCUCGCAUUCCCAGCCCGCCUCCUAAACCUGGGGCCUACAUUCCUGUUGAGCACAGUUAUACUGUAGGCUGCCCGCUGGUCUGGAAGAUGAAGGCAGAGGCUCUGAAGGAGGCCUUUGAGAAGGUCAGCAAGGAGCUGCGGGCCAGCAGGAAGCGUGAGAGUCGCUUGCGGGCACGUAUCACCUCCAUUUUGAGACCGCGAAGUCGAGUGCUUCGAGACAGAUGCAUGGAAUCGGACUUGACUGAGGACUACCAGUCACAGUUUGAAGUGUUUGAGGUGCAGGUGGUGGAUGAGGCUAUGGAUAUAUAGCUACAAACAUUUCAGCUCACUCACCUGUUUAACCAAUGCUGCUGAGCUCCCACCCACUCCUCCGUGAGCACCACCAGCAGCAAAGCGUGUGGAGAGCAGUGAUACUGGGGAGGGGAGAGAGGUCAGGCAGGGGAAAAGACUUGAAGGAGGGGGAUGGGAGAAAGGAUGGGGGUAGAGGGUUGGAGGAGAAUGGGAGGGCAGGAGAGGAUAGGAGAGGGUUGAGGUGGGGGUGGGAAGAGGAGAGAUAGAGACACGAAGCAAAGUGGCUGAGUGGAAGGUGGGACCUCUGACACAGUCAUCCAGGGAGAUUUUCCCAGCUAUAUAGAGUGACAGAUAUCACCAUGGGUCACUCACCCUGAGUUAUACAGAGCUAUUUUUAAUCCGUCACUGGGUUUUACUGGGUGUGAGGUGUAACCUUUGAAUAUUUUACUGUUUAAGAUAAAAAAAUAAAUGUUCUCACAGUGAUUGAUCUCUAUGAUUGAGAACAUUGGCUGCUCUGCAAAACACGAGCAUUCUAAGUCAUUGGACAUUCAGCCCCAGUCAUCACCCUCUUCUCCUGCAUUUCAACCCCCUCAUGCACAUGUUUUCCAUUUGUGUAGGGAAUAUGCAAUCUCUGCACAAAGACUACUUGUCUCCUGGUGUUAUCUUGUAAUAGUGCUCGGGGUUUGGCUGUUCUGACCUUCUCCCUCCAGGACAUGGCUGAUUCACCAUAGUUUGUCGGAAAGCUGGAGAUCGUACAGGGAGAGACUGAUGUGACUCGACUAUUGCAACACAUCCCUGGCUGGCCUCCCACAUUCUACUCUUCAUAAACUUGAGGUUAUCCAAAACUCUGCUGCCUGUGUCCUAACUCCCACCAAGUGCUCUGUGACCUACAUUGACUCCCAGUUACACACACCUCAAUUUUACAAUUCUCAUCCUUCUUUAAGUCUCUCCAUGGGCUCACCCCUCCCUAUUUCUGUAAUCUCCUCCAGCCCCACGACUCACUUGUAUGUCUAUGCUCCUCUAAUUCUGUCGUCUUGGAUAUCCUCAGUUUUAAUUAAUUCACCUCUGGCAGCUGUGUCUUCAGCUGCUUAGCCCCUAAGCUCUGGAAUUCCCUCCACAUUCCUCCUUUGAGACACUCCUUAAAAACUACCACUGAUCAAUUUUUAACCAUCUCCCCAUAUAUCCCCUUAUGUGGCUCAGUGACAAAUUUUGCUUUAUAAAGUUCCAGUGAAGCACCUUGGGAUGUUUAUUACAUUAAAGGUGCUGUAUAAAUGCAAGUAGUCGUUGUAAAGCAACAUGUAAAACAGCACACAGUACCUGCUGCACCCAGAUCUCAUUCAGGGCAACUACUCUUGUCAUUCCACACCUCGUCUCUCAGUUUCAUAAUAAAACGCAAAAAAAUUUGCAAAAGUACGUU